This is a messenger RNA of Sphaerulina musiva SO2202, 708 nucleotides long. RefSeq lists its product as uncharacterized. Bases 1 to 708 code for a protein of 235 amino acids. The transcript has a single exon. NCBI's taxonomy places the organism in Eukaryota, Fungi, Ascomycota, Dothideomycetes, Mycosphaerellales, Mycosphaerellaceae. The record is from RefSeq and is a predicted model, not a curated record.
AUGACUGGAAUUAACAAACAUGGAAUGGCCCAUACCCCCCCAGGUUCCCCAGCGACACAGUCGAGUGAGGAAUUCAAGCUCGUCGCUCCCGCACGUGGAAAGCAGCGAAAUCGAUCGCUGCCCGGAGACGGACUCACUUUAUGGAGUCUUCCUAGAGAGCUGCGAGACCAGAUCUACGAGCUCGUCUGCCUGACAGGCCAGCAGGGUGUGCCCAGCUAUCCCCAUCUUGUCUGCAAGCAAAUGGCAUUUGAGACCGAACGGAUUUACAGCAACCCCAAUUUCUCCGAAGUAAUGCACGCCAACGCAUGGAAGCCAGACUGGACACCACGUGAAAUUCCUUCACAACCACAUUUGCCACUCCACGGCAAGCACAAAAAGCAAAAGAGCGUUUGCUUCACCAUUCCCACGUUGCGCACUCCUGGAUACAAAGGUCUUCUCGUCGAUGCGUGGUAUUUCGAGGAGGAUCCCGGCCACGUCGACGGGUCAUAUGUCUGGGUCAGGGCCAGAGCUCGAGACCGGACGGAGACGAGACGGCCAGAUUUCAUGUUGCUCGGUGCGCCAGCUAAAGCAGUCAUGGCAGAAGCCCUGGACCGAUUGGACGCAAUUCAAAGUCAUCUACCGCGCAAGGCUCUAGUAGUCGAGAAACAUGUCCGUGGUGCAUUGGAGGACAUUGCGGGCAGAGUGCGGAGUGACUCUCAAGGACUAUAG